CACACACACACACACACACACACACACACUGGCUUGCAUGAUGUUCCGGCUACAUAUCUGCGCUUUAUGUGGGUCAAUAAGUUGAGCGUGACACCUGUUUGUUGUUCAUGACAUAACGUUUUCAAGUCUUCUUCUUUGUUGAGGAGCACAACAGCUGUGUGGGGAGAUGACGCUCAGGACACCCAAGUGACAUGUUGUGCGAUGACAGGACUUCUGCAUUCACACACUACUGACAGCACUCGGGACCACAAGUCGGUGGUUUGGUGACACUUUGGCGUGAUUUGACAAAAUCUGGCUUCAUAUGAAACGUGACACAGCUGAAUAACAUCUCGACUUUUUUUUUGUGCCCAACAUGAAACUUAGAAAAAAAAGUCAUGCUUGGACUUUAUACAAAAUAGUAUUUUUAGUUAUUAGUGUAAAAAUACAUUUGGCUAUUGAAUAUUGGAAUUUUAAUUCAACAGCAAAGUUGUCACGCACAUGUCUGAGAGCACUUCCUGUGCAAGUCAGGUGGCGCUUUGGCAAGUCAUCUCUAUUUUCUCAUGAACCAAAUAUUGUGAUGGGUGAUUUAAUCUGAUGGGUAUUACCUGCACACGCCAGGCUGGAACGUCCAAGUUUGAAUUUUGAAAGAGAAAGCGUUUGAUCAAUCGUCUCUGCUUCAAGAAGAUCAGUUCUUCUGUAGUUAGUCUGAGUUUCAGAACACUCCUCAGCACUGAAGCAGGGGCAACUUCUACUGACUUCCUUUUCGCUUCCUGAUAAGUCUGAGGCUGUUUGAUGUCUGCACCUGUGGUAAACAAACCCCGGCUCUCUGCUUCAGGUUGUCAGAUAUUUACUGUUUUGAAUGGGUAUCUCUAUUGAGGAAACUAUCAAUAUUAGUCCAUUGAGUUCAUCACUGGGCUGCUGUUUAUGAGUCAGAAGAUUCUGUUUACUCCAAAUGCUGUUUAUGAUUAUGAGUAAAGGUUGAAAAGUUUUAAUGAGGCGUCGUUGCUUAUGUUUCCUUUACUGAAGCUGGACGUAAGAAGAGGGAUCUGUCAUGGCGUGGAACAAACAAGCCACUAAGGGUGGUUGAAAUCCUCUGCCAUCACUUGAAAAACCGACGCCUGGCUCUCACUGAAUCAUUUCCGAGUGAGAUCAGAGAUGAGAGAGAGGAAACAUGAAAGUCCCUUAACUGCAGCUUCUGGGACUGGGAGGCAAAAUGGAGCAGUAUUUGAGAGAUGGAAGGAUUCUUUUUUUUUUUUUUUCUUUAAAUGAGAGCAAACCAGACAUGAGAGCGUAUAUAAAUGUGGACAUAUAAAUGGAGGAGCAUCAGUCCCAAGGAAGCAGUGAUCAGUGUGUGCAUCUCUAUGAUUACAGGCUGGAAGGAGAUGGUUUAGAAAUGUGCCAAGAUCUUCCUUGUUAAGCAGGAGGAUGAUGUUCACCGUCCCAGCUCACCUCGGUCUUCAGCUGCUCUUACUGUCGCUCGAUUCUCAACAUUUAGAUUCAGUGUUUGAGUGAAUGUAUUAUCAGGAGGACCCAAGUAGUUUAGAUGUCAUGGGAAUUAAAUUAAAAAUGAACAGCUGUUUGGAUUUUAUUCCAGUAAACAAGGUCAUGGUCUUCCAAAAGGAUGGUGUUGGUCCAACCACCAUGUUUGUCAUGUGACAAACAAUGGUGAUGCUAGCUCCAACCGUUCUAGUGUUGUUCAAUAUAAUAGUUUGGGGCUGACAAAGAUCGUGUGUAGAAGCCGCUGGGAUGUUCUCCGUGUCGCUGUCGCGGGGGCCCGACUGACUUGGCUGCAGAAGAAAGGUGUCCUGGUGAGUAAGUAGCUCUGAGGCUGGAGGCUUCAGCAAGAGCAGCAGAUGGAUGAUGAUGUAGCUGGUGCUGGCGCUCUCUGCCUCCCGCCGCCAUCCGUCACGCACUAAUGAUCGUGUCACACCUUCUCCCCGGGCGGCCGGCCGCUUCUGCAACGCUCAGCUCAAAAACUGGUUGCUCCGCUCAAAUCCCUUUCUCACGGCCGCCUGCUGCAAAGCCUGCAGACACUUUCUGCCGCAAUCCUCUCUGUCGCUAAUUCUUCACAUCUCUGUUCCCCAAUCCUCACCCCUCAAGUCCCCGCAGACUGCUCCCCCAUCCCUCUCUAUCCGCCGUUCCCCUCAACUCGUACAUCUUCUUUUCUUAUAUGGUACAUCAGUGGUGGGUUCCGUUUCCUGCUGUGAGAUUGUUCCUCGAAAUCCUCUUCGCCACCAGACUUCUACGAACAUCUGCUGCGCUUUGAUGUGCUUCUAGGGAAGAACGUAGAAACCUUCAAAGGGGUUGGUCAGUGAUGCUACAUAAAGCUGAGAACCGUCUUGAGGAGACUUAAGUCUUAUCUGGCAUCAGAUUUGGCCACUAGUGACCUCUUGGUAGACAAGUCACCUGACUUGGAACUGGGCUGUGAACUAAUAUUAAAUCUACAUCUCUCACUGCUGAUGUCAAGUAUUUAGUGAGAAAAUGUUUUCUUCACGUCAAACUGAUGGACAACGAGCCACUUCAUGUACAUCCCCAAGGUCCCGCAAUGCACUGCAACAGUACCUGGCACCCAAAUAUUUCAGGCAGGUUAAGUUAAACAUGGUGUGUUUUAAAGAGUCAACAACUACUCACCUGAAUCAAUAUCAACAAUGGCACAUGGAUGGUGACAUUUGAGGACAACCAAAUUGGGGAGUGAUAGUUCCUAGUUAAAGUCAGGGUUUUCUGCAAAAGAAAAAAAAAAAAAGAAAGAAAUAGUCAAGGAUUGUGUGGGAACAUGUGUGUCAGGUCUCGUUCUUUCACUUUCAUCUUGGUGCUAAAUUGCGGAUGUGUAGCACGGUGUGUGAGAAGUAGGUUCCGUGCCUGAGCGAUUUGUAGCUUCCUUCUAGCUAAACACAGAGGUGUCGGCGGGGGGCAGUUGUUGUCAAGCCAGCCGCCUCGACUGUAUAGCACUGCGGGAAACCCUCAGAGAAAACGUUUUACUGAGUAACUGACGUCGCUAAAAUGUGGUACAAAAAACUGCAAUCCAGUACUGCCAGUAUCAGUAGUUUUGUUCUGUCAAUAUACCUAGAAAAUGUUCAGCAAAUUUGUUUUAAUAAUUUAAUUAUAUUUAUAUGAAGGAGGUGGCAUGAGAAGGGAGCGCAUGUUUGGUGUUAUUGCCUGAGAGUUAGAACAAAUGCAGUUUGUUUGGCUGCAGGAAAAGACACAUUCAGUCAUUGUCUUUAUAGUUUUCGAACACUGAAAUUGUCCUCCGCUGAAUGAUGACAAAUAACAGAUUCUACCGGUGUCAUUAAAAUAUAGAUGUAUUGUUAAUGACUCGGUUGUGUGUGUGUGAGAAGUUGAUUCAUAUUCCGCGUCAUUACAGUGAGAUUGGCACGUCUGCUCUACACACAAUGAAUCUGUUGUCAGUGCGUGUCUUUUUUUCAGGCUAGAAUGGCAUGUAAACGCCACUUGCAGCUUUUUGCCGAGCGCUAUUAUCUCCAGUGGAGUGUUAAAUAACCAUGUUAGGGGACUCGGCAUCCACUGAGCUCAUUAUUCUGUCUCAGGUGUGGCGGGAAAAAGCGUCCCCUUGAGCGACAUCUAACAGUGGAAUCUGUCCCCGGUGAACGCAGUUGGCGCUUUUGGGAAGAUGGUUGAAUGCCACUUCCUCUUGUGCGUCAGUGUGGGCCUUUUGUACCCGGAGAUAUUCUAACCACUGGGGUCAAAGACUCAGCUUGGCAUUCUUGAAAUAUCAGUGCUGGCAGAUCAGAUGAUACCUCCAACAGCUGCUGUUUCUAAGAAAAACUUGGGGACACACACACCAGACAUGCGUUUACAUGAGACUCACACAUGUCAAAACACUAGCAGACGCCACAUCCAGGCGCAGGUUGGACAGGCAAUCUUACAGUAACAGAUUUAAGACCUCAAUUAACAUUCAAGUGCGGAUGGAGCUUAACACACACACACAGAUAUAUACUGCCACACACACACACACACACGCAGCUUGAUGUUAUUUACAGAAGCUUUCAUCCUCGACCAACUGUUUGAUAUCGGAGGGUCAGCCCGGUGGCCAGACGGCUCUUUGUAGCGGUCUAGAUGGAGACGUAAGGCGAGUCCUUUCAUGCGUCAGUGAAGGCCCGGGACAAGUGGACGGUCAGAGGCUCCGCCAUGUCUCACAUGCUUCUCACCGACUGUGAAUGUUGGCUGGGAGUUGUGGCCGUUGCAGUUCUGACCGAUUUGUCGCAGGCUGCCGAUGCUUGUCCGACUGGUCAGCUUACUUACAAACGUGGAGCUUUUCAUGGCCUGUCUGGGUCAAACCUGCUCCUGGCAAAGCAAGACUGGGAUCAACACUUGUUGUUUAUGACGGAGUCAGCGCUUUAUUUAUGACCCCCGAGUGUGUUUAUCCUCUCGUGAGUGACAUCUUGCUGUAUCAUAGUGAUUUCUUUUCACACGUUGCGGGUCAUUUUCAUCGCUGAUGGCAGCAAGAGGUUGCGCAGUCUAUAAAUCUAUUGAUGGAUUUGAAGUGUGGUUAUGGUUUCUCACAUCAUUUUGAUAUAAAAAAAAAAUCUUGUUUUUAAACUGACUUCUGUCAUUUGAGUUGUGUGUGAAACCAGUAGUGCGUCACGGGGUGAAUCAAAGGUCAAAACGCACCGCGACUUAUAAGCCACGGUUUUAAUUCCUCAAAAGAAAAACGCUUCAAAUGGUGCCCAUGUUUUUGGGGUCCUAUUUCACCCUUGAUGAUGUUGCCCGGAUUCAUUUCUGCUUCUCGUCAAAUUCGACUAAUGACGCUCAUUCCUGUGGUGAAAGAAAGUCUUGAUUAACUCUGGCGCGGUCACCAUAGUGACGGUGUGCGCGGCUCAAUCUGGUGAUGCACGGUUGCCAGAUUUGAUACUGUGUGUGUGUGGGGGGACUUACAUGUUUGUCCCUUCUCUAUUCAAAUCUCUGCAGGAUAUUUCCCAUUAAAGAGUGUGACUGAAGAGUUCCAGCUGAGGCGAGAGGCUUUAUUGUGUUUCCCGCCGCCCCGUGGGAUCAUGGGAUAUACGAAGGCAUCGCUCACCUGUGUUGCUUUUCUGUAAACUCAUUUAGAUAGAUAGAGGAUGGAAGCGAUCGUAGGAAGUGACCAGGAAGAGCCGCGGUGUGAGUCGUCCUCCUGCUCCCCUCCACCGUGUUCCUCCCUCGGCAGCAGCAAGAAGGAGGAGACCGGCUCCACUGACGGCAAGAAGGUGGAGCUGCAGAAACACUGUGACCAGAUGCAACCAAAGACAAAAGUAAAGCAUAGAGCAAAGUUGAUGCGCAGUUCAGCUGUGUGUGAGGAUUAUCACCCACUUGAAGAACAACAGAAUGAUGUCACUUUGUCAUCUAACUGCCAUGACAACCAGAGAGCUUCCUGCGAGGAGGGAGAACAGGAGCAGAGUAGGGAUCCAAAGACAAACUCUCUGUCCAAAGAGUCCAGCGUGGAGUAUACGGAUUCCACCGGCAUCGAUCUGGAUCAGUUCAUCGUGGAGACCCUCAACAGCAACCCCAGAGACCGGAUGAUGCUGCUGAAGCUGGAGCAGGACAUGAUAGACUUCAUCAAAGGCGACAGCCCUUUCAAAAAGUUCCGCCACAUGUCGUCCUACCACCGCAUGCUCGUCCAUCGGGUCGCCGCCUACUUUGGGAUGGAGCACAAUGUGGACCACACGGGAAAGUCUGUCAUCAUCAACUGCACCAGCAGCACGCGCAUACCUGAGCAGCGCUUUUUGGACAAAGUGCACAAAGACAAGAUGGCCGAGAUCCAGCAGUGGAAAUCCAUUUUGAAGAGAAACAACAGCCUUGAGGAGCAGAGUCGACUGCACAAAUUUCGGGAGAAGCCAAGCAAGUCACUUGAGGAGCGGGAGGAGGAAUACCAAAGAGCGCGGGAUCUAAUUUUUAAAUCGGAGGUACGAGAGCAACAGGAAGAAGCACCUACAAUGUGCACGCAGGAGAACUCGCAGGCUCAAAGCAGUGGGAGCAGGGCUGUGGAGGAGUGUAAUCCAUAUGCUGAUGCAGAUGCUGCCCAGAGGAGGCGACAGAUAUUCAGGGGGAGCCGUGGCAGCUCAGGCUCCAGCUGGACAGGCAGCAGCGGCCAGAGCAGCACAGAUACCGACUGUUGCUAUACCAACGAUAUCCGACCUUGGAGCAGCACCGACUCGGAUUCUUCCUUCCAGUGGCCAAGCCCCGCCCCCAAACCGAGACAGCCUGCUGCUCACAGCUGGGAUGCUCGAAGUGCAGGCUCCAUCUCUCUGUACAGCGUGAGCGCCCCCUGCCCUCAUCCGGCCUCCCCUUCCAUCAUGGAGGAGCCUGCUCCCAACUUCAUCAUGGAGAACGGGAUCCCGCCAGGAAGCAUUCUCAUGAAUCCUCACACAGGGCAGCCUUUCUUGAACCCGGACGGAAGCCCAGUGGUGUACAACCCGCCCUGUGAGCAGCCAGUCAGGAGCCAGACUCAGCAGGUAGGAGGACGUCAUCCACGAUGGUGCUGUGCUUCUCAUUUUCCACGUGUCUCUCAGGUGAUUCAGUACCCGCCUGUGCCGUACACCGCGCCACAGAUGUUGCCUGUCGCUUCCUCUCAGUCGUACGCCACAAUGGAAGAGCUGUCGUCGCAGUUCAGUCAUGUGACGGUCAACUGUCAGUCACAAGGAGACGCGGCAACCCAGUACCCAGGAAAUCAGCAUUACGUCUAUGCAGCACCCCCCGCCCCGCCCCCUCCGCCUAAUCCCCCCAGCUUCUGCCAGCCCUCACCGCAGGUGCCUGUCUAUUUCUACAGCCAGUAUUCUACCUCAAGUCAGCUGCCCUGCAGAAAUGUCUCACCCUCUCACAGCCAAACACAACCAGCAGCAGGUUACACUCCAGUGGGGGGGCUGAAGCAGCCGUCCCAGCCUGUGCUGGGAGCGUUCCCCGCCAUGACUGCGCCGCAGUGUAGCAUGAUUCAGGGAGGCGUCUCUGUGUCGUACCCCCAAAGCAAGGUCGUGGCAGGCGGCGAGCCGGGUUACUGCUGUGUGGUGCCCCCGCCAGCCCACCACGGCACCUGUCAACCCCCCAGCUGCAGCAGCCACGGUGUGCCAGUGUGGGGCGCCACCCAGUACUGAUGCGUCACUCCCCAUUAUUUCCACAGGUUUUAUUUCUGAGCAUGUGCCACAUGCAUCAAUGUUUCACUGUACCAAAGCAUAGUAUAUAUAAAUAUAUAAAUAUAUAUCAUAUUGCACAGUUUAUAUACCAAAAUGGAGAUUUUAUAUUGAAUUAUAUAUUGUGUUUUAGGAAAUGCACUGUGUGAGAAUAAACUGCUGUGGCUCUGCUGACG
Molecule: messenger RNA, 7270 nt
Organism: Synchiropus splendidus (mandarinfish)
Lineage: Eukaryota; Metazoa; Chordata; Actinopteri; Syngnathiformes; Callionymidae
Gene: arpp21
Product: cAMP-regulated phosphoprotein, 21
Exons: 18
Coding region: 5052-7058 (668 amino acids)
Cellular component (GO): cytoplasm
Molecular function (GO): nucleic acid binding
Source: RefSeq, a predicted model, not a curated record